AUGAGCAGCCCUGACUGUGGCUACGCCAGUGACGAGCAGAUCCAGGGCAAGAGCUCAGUGCUGCCAAUGAUGAUGCCCGGCCUGGGCCAGUGCCAGUGGACUGACACCAUGGAAGCCAAAGUCAAGUGUGAGCCGGGCAACAGGGGCAAAGCCGAGGCUCGGAUCCGACGUCCGAUGAAUGCCUUCAUGGUGUGGGCGAAGGAUGAGAGAAAGAGACUGGCCCAACAGAACCCGGACCUACACAAUGCCGAACUCAGCAAAAUGCUAGGGAAAUCCUGGAAGUCUCUUCUUCUGGCUGAGAAGCGUCCAUUUGUGGAACAAGCAGAGAGAUUGAGGGUACAGCACAUGCAGGACCACCCUGAAUACAAGUACAGACCAAAGAGGAAGAAGCAGAUGAAGAAGAUGAAGAGGGUAGAUGAGAACCUCUAUCCCAUUACAGAGCUUGUACGCUCUUCAGGACUCAACAAUCAUGGAAUGAUGCCAAUGGACAAUUUUUCUGGAGGCUAUGCUGAUCAUCAACAGCCCCAGGCCUCUGAGAACAACCACUAUACAGGACAACUCUCCACGGGACACUAUUACAAAGGAUACAAUUACCCAUCACGAUCAUCCCAGAUGCCACAGGCUUCACCUUUGCAUUAUUCUUCAUCACCCACCCAAGUGGAAAAUGAUAUGGUGCCCUACUCCUACAAUGGCUCAUGCUCCUUCUACCAGCAAAAACCCACCAGCUCCUUUUACUGUAAACAGAUGUCUCAUGUGGGGCAAAUGCCACAGAAUGUUCCAGAGCAGACCUCCCCACACAUGUAUUAUGGUCAAUCCUACAUGCCCUCCUCCAGCAGUCAUCAUCAAGUGGCACCCCCAGAGCACAUCUCCCCUUCACCGCAGCAGCUGACCAGAGCAGAUGGCAUCAGUCCCAGCCAAAUUGUGAAUGAUAUAGACAAGAAUGAGUUUGAUCAAUACUUCACGUUUGAUUUCAGGAAUGACACAGAAGACUAUGUCGGGAUUGAUAACAUUAACACAUUGCCAUCUUUAACUAAAGAAGCAGAUAACAGCUGUUACUACAAUUAUUGUGGAGUAUGAAGCACUUACAAUUUCUGGACUUUACUUUAAAAGACUAACCGACUGGACAUCAAUGCAAUUCAGUUUCUAGUGCAAUGUAACUUUGAGGAACAGUAGGACUGGUUUAAUUAUUUUAAUUAUAGCAUGACAUUUUGUACUUAUUUUGUAAAUUUACACAUUUUUUUUACCCGAAUAAAUUUACUAUUUUCUUUUGUA
Molecule: messenger RNA, 1272 nt
Organism: Rana temporaria (common frog)
Lineage: Eukaryota; Metazoa; Chordata; Amphibia; Anura; Ranidae
Product: transcription factor Sox-17-alpha-A-like
Exons: 2
Coding region: 1-1077 (358 amino acids)
Biological process (GO): angiogenesis; anatomical structure morphogenesis; vasculogenesis
Molecular function (GO): RNA polymerase II cis-regulatory region sequence-specific DNA binding; DNA-binding transcription activator activity, RNA polymerase II-specific
Source: RefSeq, a predicted model, not a curated record